This is a messenger RNA of Daphnia carinata, 469 nucleotides long. RefSeq names its product MICOS complex subunit MIC10-like. The transcript is spliced from 4 exons. Gene Ontology annotation, cellular component: MICOS complex; mitochondrial inner membrane; mitochondrion. The record is from RefSeq and is a predicted model, not a curated record. The coding region runs from base 79 to 375 and encodes 98 amino acids. NCBI's taxonomy places the organism in Eukaryota, Metazoa, Arthropoda, Branchiopoda, Diplostraca, Daphniidae.
CAGACGAUUCAACUUCCCUAUUAAUCUGUCGCCUAGUACUCUGUUGAACUGAGAUCUUUUCACUUUUGUAAAAAAAUUAUGGGUUCCUCUACAAAUUCAGAAGACGUGAUUGCUAACACAAUUGAUUCCUGUGUGGCUGAUGCAUUCAUCAAAAUAGGGGGUGGUUUGAUCACUGGUACAUUAUUCUCCGUUCUCCUGUUUAAGCGGAAAUCAUGGCCUGUUGUAUUCGGUGUGGGAGUUGGAGCAGGAAUGGGCCUGUCAAAUUGCCGUUACAAAUUAAAUAUGCCGUACUUAAUUGGAACAGACAUGGUUAAGGUUGAAAAUCAGGCAUUUAGAAGGAACAAUGUUAGCCAAAUAGGGAAGGAUUCGUCAUGAGAAUUAGCCUUUAAAUAGCACUUAAGCAUUUUUUGUCUUUAUUUGACAAAUACCUUAACUGUGUAGUUUCUGGAUUAAACUUGGUUCAAAUGUA